Dujonia railenensis is the source of this 861-nucleotide messenger RNA. Lineage: Eukaryota; Fungi; Ascomycota; Pichiomycetes; Serinales; Debaryomycetaceae. The record is from the annotation of a GenBank genome assembly.
AUGAUUAAAGAGCCCGAAGAUUUUUGUUCGGUUUACGAGGGCGCCUCCGUAGGUAACUUCAUAUUUCUGGUUCUUAUUACUAUAGGUAUAGUAGGUAGUUAUAUACCACAGUAUCUUCGUAUUAACUUAAAAAGGACUUCAGAAGGUUUAUCUACAAACUUCUUGCUCCUUGGGUCAUGUUCCUCGUUGUUCACCUUCACCAAUAUUAUGUUGGUCUCUUCCAGAGCUAGAGGGUGUUGUUAUGCAGGACAGUUAGCUCUUUUCAACUGUAUCAACUCACAGUUGAAUUUGGUGCAAAUUGGAUUGCAAUGCUUUUGUGCCAUAUUGAUCCUUGUUCUUGUCUUGUUGCUUACUAGGUACUCCAUAAAGCAAGAUCGUGAGGAGUAUCUCAGAAUUGAGAGGGUGGGAUACUGGGUAUUGUUACAUUUCGCUAUUUCUGUACUACAAAUUCUUAUCGGGGUCUACAGUAAAGAUAGAGGUUUACUUAUUAGCAUUGCCAAUGUUAAUGGAUUGUUAUCCACUAUUCUAACCAUGGUCAAAUAUGUUCCUCAAAUCUAUACUACGUAUGUUUUGAAGCAUCCAGGAACAUUGUCAAUUGGUAUGAUGUGCAUUCAAACCCCUGGUGGGGCUCUCUUCACCUUGACCUUAUUUUUGACGAAGGGCUCGCAUUGGUCUUCGUGGAUUUCCUACUUUACCGCAUUUAUUUUACAGGGAUGUUUGUUGACGUUAUGCAUUUACUAUGAAUAUUUUAGAGACCAUGGAUUGGCUGCAGAGUUUGCAGAGCGUAGAGAGGUGGAGAGAAUUGUGGAGGAAAAUGAAAGGGAAGACUCGCCGUUGGUAGGAGCAAGUGAGAGAGAAUGA